GGGACAUACAGUUCACGAGCCUCAGAUGGCAGAUCCAAUGUUGAAAUGAGACAAUAACCAAUCAGGACUUGGAUGCAGACAGCGGCCCCAGAAGCUUAAAUGGACGAAGACAGCUCGCACUCUGCAAAUAGAGAGAUGGGUUCAUUAUUCGUCAUGUAGCUGUGUUAUGGCGUGCUCACCAAAGAGAAGCCCUUACUUCCUGUCAAAGCCAGCACGGCGAACAGGGAGAGAUAGAGUGUGUACCAACUCUGUACUCGAUAAUCUGUAUGUGUGUGUGUGUGGAUCAACGGAAUGUGGGCCCCUAAACCGAGUCUAUUACCGGCAACAACAAGAUCACUUUUGAACCAGCAGUCUGAUCCAGGUUCAGCAGGGGAAAGGCGGCCAGCCGCCAAAGGAAACAAUGUUGAACACA
This is a messenger RNA of Colletotrichum godetiae, 412 nucleotides long. RefSeq lists its product as uncharacterized. The coding region runs from base 167 to 343 and encodes 58 amino acids. Lineage: Eukaryota; Fungi; Ascomycota; Sordariomycetes; Glomerellales; Glomerellaceae. The transcript has a single exon. The record is from RefSeq and is a predicted model, not a curated record.